Messenger RNA from Pneumocystis jirovecii RU7, 327 nucleotides. RefSeq lists its product as uncharacterized. Gene Ontology annotation, cellular component: mitochondrion. The coding region runs from base 1 to 327 and encodes 108 amino acids. NCBI's taxonomy places the organism in Eukaryota, Fungi, Ascomycota, Pneumocystomycetes, Pneumocystales, Pneumocystaceae. The transcript has 3 exons. The record is from RefSeq and is a predicted model, not a curated record.
AUGUUUAAAUUGCCGUCAAAAAAGCGGUUACAAGAGGUUGCAACUGUUGUUUCACGUAUAUUUGGUACUACUUUCAAUGUGGAUUGCCGUCGGAACGGAAACCGUAUUCUUCGCCAACGAUUUCGUGGGCCAGCUAUACUUGAUUAUUAUUCGAGGAUGGAUAUUAAUCCUAAAACAAUAAUUCGGUCGUUUCCAGAGCUUAAACUGUCAGAUCCUGUUGAAGAAGCUCGUAAGGCCGAUGUAGAUAGACGGCGCCGACGAGGUAAAGGGCCACCAGCAAAGUCUAAGGUUAAAAAAGAGGCGAAAACUGCACAGAAAAAGCGUUAG